AUGAGAAAGAAAUGGAGCUUUUUCCAAGUUCAUGUGUCCUGGGGGACCAACUGCUGGUCUCUCCUUACGGCUGCAGCCCAAGAGCAGAGUACAAACUUCAGCGGCUGGAGUCAUGACAGGCGGGCACUUGGAAAGUUUCUGCCCCUCUUUGACCAUGUAUUGGUUGAAAGGUGUGCUUCAGAAACUGUAACCAAAGGAGGCAUUAUGUUUCCAGAAGAAUCUCAAGGAAAAGUAUUGCAAGCAACUGUAGUAGCUGUCAGAUGGGGCUCCAAAGGAAGGGGUGGAGACAUGCAGCCAGUGAGAGUGGAAAUUGGAGAGAAAGUUCUUCCAGAAUGUGGAGGAACCAAAGUAGUUCUAGACAAGGGUUGUGUCUUACCUAGACAUGAUGACAUUCUUGGAAAGUAUGUAGACUAA
Artibeus jamaicensis (Jamaican fruit-eating bat) is the source of this 414-nucleotide messenger RNA. RefSeq names its product 10 kDa heat shock protein, mitochondrial-like. Bases 1 to 414 code for a protein of 137 amino acids. The transcript has a single exon. NCBI's taxonomy places the organism in Eukaryota, Metazoa, Chordata, Mammalia, Chiroptera, Phyllostomidae. Gene Ontology annotation, molecular function: protein-folding chaperone binding; metal ion binding; protein folding chaperone. The record is from RefSeq and is a predicted model, not a curated record. Gene Ontology annotation, cellular component: mitochondrial matrix.